This is a messenger RNA of Balaenoptera ricei (Rice's whale), 3910 nucleotides long. It is a transcript of the gene MINDY2, whose product is annotated as MINDY lysine 48 deubiquitinase 2. Gene Ontology annotation, biological process: protein K48-linked deubiquitination. The coding region runs from base 110 to 1981 and encodes 623 amino acids. NCBI's taxonomy places the organism in Eukaryota, Metazoa, Chordata, Mammalia, Artiodactyla, Balaenopteridae. Gene Ontology annotation, molecular function: cysteine-type carboxypeptidase activity; K48-linked deubiquitinase activity; cysteine-type deubiquitinase activity. The transcript has 9 exons. Gene Ontology annotation, cellular component: cytosol; cell periphery. The record is from RefSeq and is a predicted model, not a curated record.
AGGCCGCGCAAGGCCGCUCUAGCUGCCAGUGCCUCUGUCAUGGCGUCUGAGGCGCUGUCUGAGGAGAACCCGCCGCGGUCUCUUUAGAGCGAGGGGCGGGCGGCUGGGUAUGGAGAGCGGCCCCGAGAGCCUGCAGCCGCUAGAACACGGAGUGGCCGCCGGGCCGGCGCCAGGGACAGGUUCUCCGCAGGAAGGGCGACAGGAGACCAGGCUCGCCACUGGGGAUGGUCCUGGAGUAUGGGCGGCGGAGAGCAGCGGCGGGAAGGGGCAGGGGGCGGCAGCCGCCGGGAGGAGCCUCUCGGACUCGGCUUCUCCCGCCGGCUCGCCUCGGGUUCUCGUACCCUGCAGCUCCCUCCCGGGCUUGGACUUGAAGGGGAGCGAUUUGGAGAGUCCUGCUGCCCAGAAGGCGCCUCUGACAGGGCAGCACAAGGUGACCGCCUCCCCGGAGGCAGCCGAGGCCGGAGCCGACCAUGAGUUGGGUCCGGCCGGAGACGCGGGCGCCCUCCCGGAUCCCGCCGGCACCUGCCGGGCAGAGUCGGCGGCCGCGGGCUCCGAGGAACCCAGCAGCGGCGGCGGCCUCAGCAGCAGUUGCAGCGACCCGAGCCCUCCCGGGGAAUCGCCGAGCCUGGACUCCCUGGAGUCGUUCUCUAACCUGCAUUCUUUCCCAAGUAGCUCCGAGUUCAAUAGUGAGGAAGGAGCUGAGAACAGGGUCCCCGAGGAGGAGGAGGGCGCGGCGGUGUUGCCCCGGGCUGUGCCUCUGUGCCGAGAGGAGGAGCAGGAGGAGGGGGAGGCAGCCCAGGUGCUGGCGGCCUCCAGGGAACGCUUCCCGGGACAGUCUGUUUAUCAUAUCAAGUGGAUCCAGUGGAAGGAAGAGAACACACCCAUCAUCACGCAGAAUGAGAAUGGCCCCUGCCCUUUACUGGCCAUCCUCAAUGUUUUGCUUCUGGCCUGGAAGGUGAAACUUCCACCGAUGAUGGAAAUCAUAACUGCUGAACAGCUGAUGGAAUAUUUAGGAGAUUACAUGCUUGAUACAAAGCCAAAAGAAAUUUCAGAAAUUCAACGUUUAAACUAUGAGCAGAAUAUGAGUGAUGCUAUGGCAGUACUGCACAAACUACAGACAGGCUUGGAUGUAAAUGUAAAAUUCACUGGUGUUCGAGUGUUUGAAUAUACACCAGAAUGCAUAGUAUUUGAUCUUCUUGAUAUUCCUUUGUACCAUGGAUGGCUAGUGGACCCUCAGAUUGAUGACAUUGUAAAAGCUGUUGGUAACUGCAGCUACAACCAGCUAGUGGAGAAGAUCAUCUCUUGUAAGCAGUCAGACAACAGUGAGCUGGUUAGUGAAGGCUUUGUAGCUGAGCAGUUUCUAAAUAACACAGCCACUCAACUGACAUACCAUGGAUUAUGUGAACUAACUUCAACGGUUCAGGAAGGAGAACUUUGUGUGUUCUUUCGGAAUAAUCAUUUUAGCACCAUGACCAAAUACAAGGGUCUACUGUAUUUGUUGGUAACAGACCAGGGGUUUCUCACUGAAGAAAAAGUUGUUUGGGAAAGCCUACACAAUGUUGAUGGCGAUGGAAAUUUCUGUGACUCAGAAUUUCAUCUGCGACCUCCUUCUGAUCCUGAAACUGUAUACAGAGGACAACAAGAUCAGAUAGAUCAGGACUAUCUUAUGGCAUUAUCUCUACAACAAGAACAGCAGAGCCAAGAGAUCAAUUGGGAACAAAUACCUGAAGGAAUCAGUGAUUUGGAACUAGCAAAGAAACUCCAAGAAGAAGAGGAUAGACGAGCUUCUCAAUAUUACCAGGAACAGGAACAAGCAGCAGCAGCUGCUGCUUCUGCUUCUACACAGGCCCAGCAAAGCCAGCCAGCACAAGCCUCUCCAUCGAGUGGCAGACAAUCUGGGAAUAGUGAACGUAAGCGAAAGGAACCUCGAGAAAAAGAUAAAGAAAAAGAAAAGGAAAAAAAUAGCUGUGUCAUUUUGUAACAAGUGUGGAUCUUGUUGGAACCAUCUGUAUGUCUUCAGAAACAAAACCAUAGGAGGAAAGGAAGAAAAACCGAUAAAUACCGUCUGUGCCUGAUUUCCCAAUGGAUUUUGUUCAUGUUUUUCAGGGGAAAGGUUGUUACUUAGUUACAAUCAGACUUUUUCAAGUCACACAGUACACUCUUUACGAGCUGGAGUUUCAUGUUACAAGUUGAAAAUGCUGUGUGUUGUCAUUCAUGAAAAAUAAUGCACUUGUAGCCAAAUAAGCAAAUCACAGCAAAUUUGUGUCAUAGUGACAUUCAUAACUCAUAUCAGUUAGUAAGCUAUUUCAUCUUCUGUUCUAACAAUGAAUAGAGGUAAUUGAUUUUGUCUGAUUCCUUCCUCAAAUCUAAAUAUUAGCACAAUAAUUUCUGAAAUUAAUUUUUACAAUGUUAAAUUAUGAUCUAAUCCAUGAGAAACCAGGGGUUUAAUAUAGAUUUUAAAAGAAAAAGAAAAGACAAAAAUAACAAGAAUAAAUAACCCUCAAUUGUAUAUUGGACUAGUUCAGCCCUUGAACAGCUUUACCUUUCUUUAGGAAUGUACAUUUUAGAUAUAUCUUGAGAACUGAUAAUGGAGCUUGGAUUUAAUUUAGAUAGAAAAAAAAAAGAUUUGUAUUUCUUUUCCAAUAAAAAAAAAAAUUACAUAACACCAAUACUCAUCAAAAUCAAAUCUUAAUAACUUUGUAGUGUUAUAAAAUUUGAGGAAUUUUGAAAUCUUUAAUAUAGGUUACUUGGACCACAGUUACUAUUUAUUGAUAGUGUGAUAAGUGAGUAUAAAGAGGAAACCAUGUGGAUGCUAGGCCUUGUAAAUAUGGAGAUGUAGAAAUAGAAAAGGAGAUAGUUCAGUGUCUGUCUUUUUCUAGAAUUACCUUGAACCUUAAAUUUUAAAUCAUGUUUAUUUUCUAGAAAAUUAAGUACACUUAUUAAAACCAACAAAAAAGCACAUUUUUGAAAGGAUGUUAGAUAAUCUCUGAGUCUAGUAGAAAAGCAUUAGUAAAAAUCUGUUUGAGGAUAAGAAUUUGGAGGAAUUUAUGUAGAAGCAAUCAGAUUAUUCUAACUUAUGAGAACCAAAUAAACCUAUAACAUCUUAUAGUGUUUCUAGGAUUCAGAAAGAAUAUUUAUUGAACUUUAUUAUGAGGCAACACAUAUUUUCCUGUAUUUCUAUAGUUUGGAAAACUAUCCUUAAUAGUCCUUUUUAUAUGCUUUAUAUUUAAAAGUUUGUUUUAGUCAUUUUUGAAAAGACUAUUGCUGCUGCAAGUAGUUACGUGAUUUACAUUCUAAGCCUCAGUAAAUUUGUUUGUUCAAGAGCAUCUUAAUCUAACCUGAGCAUCCACUUGGAGAAUGCUUUUUGUGGUCUGGGGUGACAAAAGACUACAAAAAAAAUGUGGUCUUGAUUUCUUAAGCUAUGUCCUUAACAUUCUCCGUGAUCCAGGACCAGAUAUAAGAUAAAUCUAUAUGUAAAAAGUAAAGUCUUAUUUAUGGAAGAAAUUAUUCUAAGGGAAAUAUCCAGGGUCAAGCUGUAUCUUUUACAUCCUUCUAUACUGCAUGUCUGUUUAUGUUAUACCAUUUGUUAUUCCUUCAAAUUUCAUAUGCUAGCAUGAUAAGUCAUCAGAGAACCUGUUUGGGGUAUAAAACUUUCAUACAAAAUAUUUGGUGAGUCUCUUGAUAAUAACCCAGAAUAUGUGUAUAUUGCUAAAGUAAUCAAAUGUACUACAGAAUUCUCUAUUGGCUCAAACAAGUUGAUUUUUAGGCCAAGUUUAUUCUUGAUAUCACUCUGUUGGUUAAAGGAGGAAACUCAAACCUCAGGGUUUGGUUUUCCCAGAACAGAUAGUAGUGACAGUGCAUUAUAUUUUAUUAAGAAGCAAAACAAUAAAUCCUGAGAAAUUUUAAAAAA